AUGCCCCCUCUCCCUCCCCUCAUCCUGCACGUAGGCGAUGCUAUAAAAGGCGGUGAGCUGUGCACCCCAGCCAUUCUCAUCCUGUUCGGCGACGCGGAGGCUUCUGGGGCAGACGUGAUGGUUGCGACGGGAGAAAUUGUGAUCAUGAUGGCGGCCACGUCGACGGCCAUUGCUGCUUCCGGGACCGCGAGAGGAGACGAGAAGAAAACUUCGAUGAAAGGUUCUGCGAACAUCAGCUUUACUGCAAUGAGAAAAGACUGCAACAAGUUUUCCUACAACUUCAUCAACAAUUCAUAUUCUGAAAUUUCUUUGAAGGCCAUUGUAAAGGAGCAAGCACUGCGCCUGUGUCAAGCUAUGAUAUGCGGCCCCCCUGUGGACGGUGUUCCGAGGCGUCUUGGGGUUCACAUCUUGGGAGUGUCGGGUCUAUUCGAGCUGCGUGCGAUGUGGAGCCCUCUCCUGGUUCGGCGGCCUGUCCCCAAGGGUCGAGGGCGUGCAUCAGCAGUCCGGCUACUGCUGGCGUCGCCUCGAGGGAUCCUACGCCCUGCCCGUGCAUCUGGUUGA
Messenger RNA from Gryllus bimaculatus (two-spotted cricket), 561 nucleotides. The record is from the annotation of a GenBank genome assembly. NCBI's taxonomy places the organism in Eukaryota, Metazoa, Arthropoda, Insecta, Orthoptera, Gryllidae.